AUGGUGGGCAGUCGCGGGCGCCGCGGGCAGACCGCCGCCCCCGCCGCCCCCGCCACCGGCCUUAUCGCGGCCCGCCAGAGGCAGCACAGACAUCCAUGCAACGGCCAGCGGCAGCACAGUCUGCCGUGCACCAGCCAGCGGCAGCAUGGUCUGCCAUGCACCGGCCAGAUGCAGCAUCGUCUACCGUGCACCAGCCAGCUGGAUCACGGUCUGCCGUGCACCGGACAGAGGCAGUAUUGUCUGUCGUGCACCAGCCAGCAGCAGCAUGGUCUGCCAUGCACCUGCCAGCAGCAGCACUGUAUGCUGUGCACCUGCCAGCUGCAGCACAGCCUGCCGUGCACAGGCCAGAGGCAGCACAGACAGCCGUGCAACGGCCAGCGGCAGCACAGUCUGCCGUGCACCAGCCGGCGGCAGCAUGGUCUGCCGUGCACUGGCCACUAG
This is a messenger RNA of Schistocerca gregaria, 441 nucleotides long. RefSeq names its product keratin-associated protein 5-5-like. NCBI's taxonomy places the organism in Eukaryota, Metazoa, Arthropoda, Insecta, Orthoptera, Acrididae. The record is from RefSeq and is a predicted model, not a curated record. Bases 1 to 441 code for a protein of 146 amino acids. The transcript is spliced from 2 exons.